Molecule: messenger RNA, 1005 nt
Organism: Fimicolochytrium jonesii
Lineage: Eukaryota; Fungi; Chytridiomycota; Chytridiomycetes; Spizellomycetales; Powellomycetaceae
Product: cytochrome b5-like heme/steroid binding domain-containing protein
Exons: 2
Coding region: 391-753 (120 amino acids)
Cellular component (GO): endomembrane system; membrane
Source: RefSeq, a predicted model, not a curated record
CUUGCACCGGCAAAUCCACAGCCAAUCGCCCGCCACAUAAAGCCGCUCAGACCAACUCCCACCAGCUCCCCGUCUCCGAAAUGGCCCAUCAACCCACACCAACACCAGAGAUCACGACCCCCUUCGACUUCCUCGGCGACUCGCCCCUCCUCAAAGUAUCCGCUCUCCUCUUACUCCUUUGGGGGUUCUCCAUUGUCAUUAGAGGGAGGAACCAGCACGUUCCGGCCCCUGAAAAGCCAAGUACUGCGAAGAGGUAUGGAAAAUUGCUGGGAAGAUGGCGACGUGGCGGGGUUCUACAUGUAGGACAUAAACCCCUCAGACAAGCCCGUGCGUACUCACCCUCACACCCCCACCAGCUCAACCGCACCGCGCACAUCACCCAGCACCAAAAUGACAUUCACACCACCCGGCCAAAAUUCCACCCGCGGGAACCUCGGCCCAGAAGGCACCGAGUCAUUCACACCCGCCCAGCUCGCGCAAUUCGACGGGAAGGACGAGUCCAAGCCUGUUUAUAUCGCUAUCAGGGGCGUUGUGUUCGACUGCACAACCGGCCGCUCCAUGUACGGCCCCGGCGGCAGCUACGGCAUCUUCGCGGGCAAAGACGCCUCGCGCGCCCUCGCCAAAUCGAGCCUGAAGGCCGAGGACGUCGUCGCGGAUAUCCAGGGGUUGACGGAGAAGGAGGUUGAGACGCUGGAGCAGUGGGAGACAUUUUAUAGGAAGAAGUAUCCGGUUGUGGGGAGGUUGGUGCAGUAGGAGAGGAUGCUAAUGGAACGAGUGAGGGGAUGGAGGGAAUGGCAGGUGUAAAUAGGGGUUCUUGUAGGGCAUGUAGCACAUAUGCAGGUUUGAUCUUCGUAAUUGGGGAAUUUCUCACAACAACCGUCACUGCUUCUUAAUGCGAUGUGCGCUGCAUCAGUGAAAUGGAUUUUGCUUGGCUGUAUAUAUAGUAUGGCGGAGUAACCGCACACUUAAUGUGCUAAUGUUGAGGGGUGAGAACGCUAGUCAAAA